Molecule: messenger RNA, 1086 nt
Organism: Colletotrichum scovillei
Lineage: Eukaryota; Fungi; Ascomycota; Sordariomycetes; Glomerellales; Glomerellaceae
Exons: 1
Coding region: 1-1086 (361 amino acids)
Source: RefSeq, a predicted model, not a curated record
AUGGCAGCAUAUCUUUAUCCCAAGGAAGAAGACCCUGGAGGCGCUUUCUCUUGGUGGCUUCAGCCUUGUGGCGGAACAAACUUGGUUCCGGAAGACAUCAAAAAAGUAUACGACAUAUUGAGCAACUCGCCUGCUGGAAGAGACCGAUUCGAGAAGAAGAAGAAAUCGGAUAACCUCAAACAAGGUAGUGGCAAAAAGGGUGACGACAAUAACCCCACUGAUAGAAAGAUCCAAAAGGGGCGGAAGUGCAGGGUUCCACCAGCAAAAUCAACCAUGCGACUUGGGGCUGCUAAAAACACAUUGAGGAUACAAUCUUGUGUCAACGAUGCGACAAGGAAGAAUGAUUUAGUUGUAACAUCGGUUGUCUACGCACCCAACGCCAAGCCGACUGUUGUGGAGAGAGAAUGUAGCCAAAAAUGGUCUCAAGCUUGCUUCCAUUAUAGUUCGGCUAUCAAGGUCAAUCCGCAAUGGGCUACCUUAACUUGUCCGCCUGAAGCCGCGGCAACGGCGUGGCGCUUAGAUGCAGAAGCUGUGCCAGCCUUCCAGAAGCAACAUAAAGGCGAUAGAUGGCUGGAUGAAGUCAAAUCGAACCCUAAUAAGGUAGAUUGCGACAAAGACGAAUACCCACCUGCAUAUCUUAUAGGACCACAGGACCCAGCCCGCCUCAAUUCUGGUAAAAAUGCACAGGGACAACUAAUUCGUCUAAUCCCAGGAGGAAUGAAUCGAGGAGCAGGACAUAUGUGGAAAGGAAUAUGUCUUGGUGCCGCCAUCGAAGACAUGAAGGACUCCGAAUUCAAGGCCAAAGUCGACGCCGAUCCCAACAAGAAGACCGUCAUACAAGGCGGCGUGACAAGAACUCAGGCCGCUAUCACGGCUACAGUUCGGCCAGAAUUUACCAUUAACAAAUGGGGGCAUGCUGCCAACCCACCGGCGAACGAUGGUCUGGAGCUCAAUACUUGUUGGCCAAACAAUAUUGCUGCGGGCGACCCAGGCUUUGCCUUGUUAACAUUUGAUCCAUACUACAACACCCACCCGCGACUAUACAAUUACAGUUUACCAUAUGUCAAAGGUUCGAAUGGUUCCUGA